Messenger RNA from Dendrobium catenatum, 1626 nucleotides. Its product is annotated as mRNA cap guanine-N7 methyltransferase 2. Lineage: Eukaryota; Viridiplantae; Streptophyta; Magnoliopsida; Asparagales; Orchidaceae. Bases 269 to 1381 code for a protein of 370 amino acids. The record is from RefSeq and is a predicted model, not a curated record. Gene Ontology annotation, cellular component: nucleus. Gene Ontology annotation, biological process: 7-methylguanosine mRNA capping. The transcript has 11 exons. Gene Ontology annotation, molecular function: mRNA 5'-cap (guanine-N7-)-methyltransferase activity.
AGACAAAUAGGAAUUGAUACGCUAUUGCAGUGGACUCACCGGAAUUGAUAACUUGGCCGUCGCUGGUAUCCACAGGGAUUCGUUGGAAUGGUUUUCUGCAGCCGGCACAUAGCCUGAAGAAGCUUAGGGUUUCCUAGUUCUUCUCCCCCUUUUUUUUUUUCAUGUUGAUCAGACAAUAUUUCACGAAUCCAUCAUUGUUCCGUUCGCGGUUUAGUAAGGGAUGUACUUUAGGAUUUAUUUUGAAGUGAAGUUCUGAAUCCGUUGGAGGAUGUCGACUAUUAUGGCUCCAUCCGUUGUGCCGGCGACGAUGGCUCCUUCAAGCAGUCGGAUGGAGUUAGCGCAUCAUCGCCUCUAUGAAUUUGCAAAGAAAGCCUUGAUAAAGAUUUUCGUCUCUCCGUAUGCAUCGGUUUGUGAUUUGUACUGUGGCGGCGGAACUGAAACGGAUAAAUGGGACGAAGCCCAAAUAGGACACUACGUUGGAGUUGAUACAUCGUCUUCUGGUAUCAUCGAAGCUCGUGAGAUUUGGGAGAGCCAGAGGAAGCCCUAUACUGCGGAGUUCUGUGAGUUGGACCCUUCCGUUCAGGAAAACAUGGGGUCACAUUUGCAAGAUAAAGGUAUUCCAGUGGAUAUUGUUUGCUGUUUGCAGCAUUUGCAGCUUUGUUUUGAAAACGAAGAGAGAGUGAGGACUCUCCUUCAUAAUGUGUCGUCUCUUCUUAAACCUGGGGGAUAUUUUUUCGGUAUAACUCCUGACUCAUCUACUAUAUGGACAAAGUACCAGAAGAUAGUCGAAGCUUCACAUAAUAAGGGAAGUGGCUUAAAGGGUGUUCAAAAUUGCAUAAGAUCUGAUAACUUUGUCAUUACUUUUGAGGUUGAGGAAGACAAGUUUCCUUUCUUUGGAAAGAAGUACAUGCUAAAGUUUGCUAAUGAUAUUAUAUCCGAGACUCAUUGCUUGGUGCAUUUUCCAAGCUUAAUCAGGUUAGCUAGGGAAGCUGGUCUGGAUUAUGUGGAGAUACAAAACCUGGCUGAGUUUUAUGAUGAUAACAGAGCUCAAUUUGCAGGGAUGCUUUGCAGCUAUGGUGCAAACUUUUUGGACCCCCGUGGAAAGCUUCUUGCCCGCUCAUUUGAUAUAUUAGGUUUAUAUGCCAUAUUUGUCUUUCAAAAGUCUGAUCCAGAUGCUGCUCCUCCUAUCUUGACGCCAAUGAUACAUGACGAAGAGCAUCAAGAGUGGCUUGGAAAUGGCUGGAUGCAGCAGGCAGCAGUAGAGGAUGAUAAGAAUGUGCAGCCAGAGCCAAAUAGCAGCCAUGGCUGUGUUUUGGUGCCUCAGGAAAAAGGUAUAUUGGGUCCAGGACCUGCUGACCUAAGGUUUUCUGAACCACUUUAGGUCUUAGUUGCAGGAUUAUUAAAAAAAAUGCCUUAGUUAUUUUGAAUGUUAGCUAUGAUUUAUUUUUGUAUAUAUUGAUGCUUUGGUAUCUUCCACAUCAUUUAUAUGAUUGUAUUUGCCCUAGAAAACCUUGAAAAAUAGUUAAUUGGUUGUUUAUUGUAAGUUGAAAAUUGCUGAUCCCCUACACUACUUUUUAACUGGUGGAGGGAGGAAGGAGAAGCUACCCUUAGAAAUUAUUAUAUGUA